Molecule: messenger RNA, 1161 nt
Organism: Eutrema salsugineum
Lineage: Eukaryota; Viridiplantae; Streptophyta; Magnoliopsida; Brassicales; Brassicaceae
Product: alanine--tRNA ligase
Exons: 9
Coding region: 88-858 (256 amino acids)
Biological process (GO): alanyl-tRNA aminoacylation; regulation of translational fidelity
Molecular function (GO): Ser-tRNA(Ala) deacylase activity; alanine-tRNA ligase activity; ATP binding
Source: RefSeq, a predicted model, not a curated record
GUUGACCGCAUCGUCGCGAGACUUAAAAAAAAAAAACUCGGGUGGUCACUCGCUCGUUAACCCCGAGUAAAAGCCGUCGGAAUCACCAUGGAUUUUCCUCCGACGAAGCUUGUUUACCAUGUAGACAUGUUCAAUCUUCAAUCUCAAGCCAGAUUUCUCUCCUUAUUCAAGGCUCAAGAUGGACGUACAGCUCUGAUACUUGACUCGACGGUGUUUCAUCCACAAGGUGGUGGCCAGCCAUCAGACACCGGCUUCAUCGUAUUCACCGGUUCGGAUUCCAAGUUUUCCGUUCAAGAUGUUCGAUCGAAAGACGGGAUUGUACUCCAUUACGGAGUUUUCGAAGGCUCAAAUCCUGAAAGUGGAAUGAACAUUGAGGAAGGGCAAGAAGUUCAUUUGAUUGUUGAUGAAUCAAGGCGCAAACUUAAUUCCAGGUUGCACUCAGCUGGACACUUGCUAGAUUUGUGUAUGCAGAAAGUUGGGUUAGGACAUUUGGAGCCUGGGAAAGGGUACCAUUUUCCAGACGGUCCUUUUGUGGAAUACAAAGGAAUCCUUCCACAGGAUGUAUUGCAGGUGAAGCAGAAAGAGUUGGAGGCAGAAGCUAACGAAUUGAUAUCCAAAGGGGGAAAGGUUUAUGCCGCUAUAUUACCCUAUGAAGAGGCAUCCGUGCUCUGUGGUGGCAAUCUUCCUGAUUAUAUUCCUAAGGGCAGCACUCCCCGGAUCUUAAGAUUAGGUGAAAACCCCGGGUGUCCUUGUGGUGGUACACACGUCUCCGAUAUAUCUGAUAUCGUAAGCAUGAAGGUCACACAGAUGAGAACAAAGAAAGGAAUGACAAAAGUUUUCUACACCAUUGCAUCUUAAUACUUCGCUUACUGAUUCCAGCAUAGAAAAAGUCAAGGGGAGGGAAUUGUAGUGAUGACGACUGUUUUCAUAAGUUGCCUUCAACAGCAAGCAGCCUCUCCUGUGGCUCAACAGCCACAAAUAAUCAGUAUAUGUCGUUAUUUAUCAAGUCUAUUAAACGACUCUCCCUAUCAUUGAUAAGUCGUAUAUAUGAUAUGAUAUUGAUGUGAUAUGAUCUUCCACUCAGCCUCUAUAUUGACUCUUGGUUUGUAGAAUCAUACCGCACAUUUGGUCCGUGAAUUUUAUUUGUGCAACGGUUUGGUA